AUGGACUACAUAACAUCAAGUGGGCUUUUUGACAUCGAUUACAGCAUUGGGGAGCCCUGUCAAAAAACCAACGUGAAGCAAAUCGCAGCCCGCAUCCUGCCCCCGCUCUACUCGUUGGUCUUCAUAUUUGGCUUCGUGGGCAACUUGCUGGUCGUCCUCACCCUGAUAAACUGCAAGAAGCUGAAGAGCAUGACCGACAUCUACCUGCUCAACCUGGCCGUCUCGGACCUCCUCUUCCUCCUCACCCUCCCGUUCUGGGCCCACUAUGCCACAGACGGCUGGGUCUUCGGGGAAGCGGCCUGCAGACUCUUCACCGGGCUGUACCACACUGGUUACUUCGGCGGCAUCUUCUUCAUCAUCCUCCUGACGGUUGACAGGUACCUGGCGAUCGUCCAUGCUGUGUUUGCCUUAAAAGCCAGGACGGUCACCUUCGGGGUGAUGACCAGCGUGGUCACCUGGGGGGUGGUCAUACUUGCUUCCCUCCCCAGCAUCAUUUUCACUGAAUUGCUAGAAGAAGACCUUUAUUAUUCCUGCGGCACUUCAUUUCCAGUGAAAUGGAAGCAUUUCCACACAAUCACAAAGGCCGUCUUGAGCCUGGUCCUGCCGCUGCUGGUCAUGGUCGUCUGCUACUCGGGAAUCCUCAAAACCCUGCUCCGCUGUCGAAACGAGAAGAAGCUCAAGGCCGUGAGGCUCAUCUUCACCAUCAUGAUCAUCUACUUCCUGUUCUGGACUCCUUACACCGUCGUCCUGGUCCUCACCACCUUCCCGGGCCCCUUCGGCCUGGACAACUGCGAGAGCUCCAACAGGCUGGACCAAGCCAUGCAGGUGACGGAGACUCUGGGCAUGACGCAUUGCUGCAUCAACCCCAUCAUCUACGCCUUCGUGGGGGAGAAGUUCAGGAGGUACAUCUCAGCGUUCUUCCGAAGGCACGUUGCCAAGCGCCUCUGCAAACAGUGCCCCAUGUUCUACAGGGAGACGGCAGACCGAGCGAGUUCGGCCUACACUCCCUCCACGGGCGAGCAGGAAGUCUCAGCCGGCCUAUAA
Messenger RNA from Elephantulus edwardii (Cape elephant shrew), 1044 nucleotides. It is a transcript of the gene CCR2, whose product is annotated as chemokine (C-C motif) receptor 2. Lineage: Eukaryota; Metazoa; Chordata; Mammalia; Macroscelidea; Macroscelididae. Gene Ontology annotation, cellular component: membrane; cytoplasm. The transcript has a single exon. Gene Ontology annotation, molecular function: C-C chemokine receptor activity. The coding region runs from base 1 to 1044 and encodes 347 amino acids. The record is from RefSeq and is a predicted model, not a curated record. Gene Ontology annotation, biological process: G protein-coupled receptor signaling pathway; inflammatory response; immune response.